ACCAGGCUUGGGAUGUACUGUGGAGACACUCGCACGAUUCGAGAAGGACGUGAAGCAAACUGACACAGGGUUCCUGGCAAUAGCAACAGAGGCGGAGAACGACAGGGAGAGAACCUCGGAACCUCCAGGAAAAAUCAAGGAAUUAUUGAAGGAAUUCCAAGAUAUCCUUCCGGACGAUCUUCCGAAUAAGCUACCGCCAUACCGAACGCAUCAACACGAGAUCGUGGAGGAACCGGGUUCGAAGCCGACCUUCCGAGCACCAUAUCGGCUCAGCCCUACGGAGCUGACCGACAUGAAAAAACAAAUCGAAUAUCUCCUAGCCAAAGGACUCAUCCGACCAUCCACUUCGCCGUACGGUGCCCCAGUACUCUUCACACCGAAACCGGACGGAAGCCUGCGCAUGUGCAUCGACUACCGAGCUCUUAACAAGCAGACCAUCAAGAAUAAAUAUCCGAUACCGCGAAUUGAUGACAUGCUUGACCAGCUUCGGGGAGCUACGGUAUUUUCCAAACUGGAUCUGCGGUCCGGAUACUGGCAGAUACGCAUGGCGGACAACUCUAUCCACAAAACUGCUUUACGAACUCGGUAUGGAUCGUACGAGUAUUUGGUAAUGCCAUUCGGACUCACCAACGCACCGGCAACGUUCCAAGCCGAAAUGAACCACAUUCUACGACCACUUUUGGACGAGUGCGUGGUGGUGUACCUGGACGACAUACUCAUCUACUCGCGCGACAUGAAGCAGCACGAUGAACACCUGCGACGCGUCUUCGAAAUUCUUCGACGAGAACGAUUCUACGUCAAACUGUCCAAGAGCGAAUUCGCCCUUGAAAAGGUCCAGUUCCUAGGACACAUGGUGAGCGCUCAAGGAGUUCACGUCGACCCCAAGAAAAUCGAGGCCGUACGCACGUGGAAGACACCCGAGAACGUGAAGGAGUUGCAGCAGUUCCUAGGCUUCGCUAAUUACUACAACAGGUUCGUGCCACAGUAUGCAAAAAUCGCAGCACCACUCACGAAUCUGCUGAAGAAGAACACGCCCUACAAAUGGGAGCCGAAGCACCAGGAAGCCAUAGAGCAGCUGAAGCAAGCACGGACGUCCGCACCGGUACUCAUUUUGCCAGAUCCCGAACCCGACUACGUCAUCGAAGCUGACGCCAGUGACCAAGCAGUGGGAGCAGUCUUGAUGCAAGAUCAAGGGAAUGGACUGCAACCAAUCGCUUACCUAAGUAAGAAACUACACGGGGCAGAACUCAACUACCCGAUACACGACAAGGACGCCCUGGCUAUCAUCAUCGCCUUCAAAGCGUGGAGAUGCUAUCUCGAAGGACGAAGAACAACCGUCUACACUGACCACUGCAGCCUGAAAUACUUGAAGACACAACCCAACCUUUCCAGGCGGCAGGUCAGGUGGAUCGACUUCCUCGAGACACACUUCCACUACGACAUCGUGUACAAGCACGGUCACAAGAACAAAGCAGACGCUCUCAGCCGGCCUGCACACGUUGCCGCUAUUCAGUGGGACAGUGACAUCGCGUACCGGAAAGGAUCAACGAAAAUCUGGGUACCCAAUUACCCUCAUUUGCGCCAAUUACUACUCGAAGAAUACCACGACGUCCUCUACGCCGGACACUUCGGUAGCAACAAGACGCUGACCGGUAUCGCAAAGCACUACUACUGGCCCCACUUAGCAGAAGAUGUCCUGAAAUUCGUCACCUCGUAUGAUACAUGUCAGCGGAUGAAGAGCAGCAAGCAGAAAAAGGCGGGACUACUGCAGCCUCUUCCUGUCCCAGAACAACCCUGGCAAGUGGUUAGCCUGGACUUCAUCACCGGGUUACCACCUACCUCCAGCGGUCAUGACGCCAUCCUUGUCGUCAUUGACAAGUUCUCCAAAAUGGGACACUUCAUCCCGACACACACGACGACACGCACGGAAGAAACAACACAACUCUUCGUUCGAUACAUCAUCUCACAGCAUGGCAUUCCAACCACACUCAUCUUCGACCGAGACCCUAAGUUCACCAGCAAGUUCUGGAAGGAACUUAUGUCUCUCCUCGGGACCAAACUCGCCAUGUCAUCUGCUUACCAUCCACAGACAGACGGACAGACCGAGCGCCUCAACCAAAUUGUUGAGCAACUCCUCCGAGCAGCCUGCAAGGACGAGAUCUCCAAAUGGGACUUGCACCUGCCCGUACUAGAGUUUGCUUACAACAUUGCUACACAUGCCGCUACUGGACAGACGCCGUUCUUCCUCUGCUACGGACGCCACCCACUCACACCACAAAAACCGACAGCAUCAGCUACAGCGUAGGACUGCCUACUUUGACUAGCC
Closterium sp. NIES-67 is the source of this 2326-nucleotide messenger RNA. The record is from the annotation of a GenBank genome assembly. Lineage: Eukaryota; Viridiplantae; Streptophyta; Zygnematophyceae; Desmidiales; Closteriaceae.